Messenger RNA from Xyrichtys novacula (pearly razorfish), 22646 nucleotides. NCBI's taxonomy places the organism in Eukaryota, Metazoa, Chordata, Actinopteri, Labriformes, Labridae. The record is from the annotation of a GenBank genome assembly.
GUCGCAGCUUCCUUUUACAGCAUUCACAGGCUGAUGAUGAACAAGUGAAAGAAAGGACUUGAAAGUACGCAACAUGACAAGAUGAAAAUUGCCUGAAAGAAAGCGAGUAGAGUCUACUUUGGUUUGAAUCUAGCUGGGUGCAGAUGCAAAACUUUUGAGCUCAGACUCUUUGGUAAGAAACAGGAUGCCAAGUUAUCAACCUUGGUGCCAUGGUAAUAUCACUCGAUCCAGAGCCGAGGAUCUACUUUCCAAAGCAGCAAGAGAUGGAAGCUUCCUUAUCCGGGACAGUGAGUCCAUACAGGGAGCAUAUGCCCUCUGUGUUUUGUAAGUACAUAACACUUGUUUUCUAACUUCUAACCUUACUGUUUUUUGAUGCAGUUUCACACGAUGAAUAAAUUCCUAGUUCCUUGUUUGGAUAUUUCUCUAAUCUCUGUAACGUGCAUUUAGAAUUAUGUGAGGGCCGAAAUAAUCUGUUAAACGUUGCUGAAUACAAGUUUUUGGAAUCAACUUUAAGGGAAAAUACUAAUGUGUUGUCAUAACACAUUUCUUAAAGGUUAAAAUGUACCUCCUUUGUAAUGUCAUGCAGCUUUUCUUUCUUUAUUUCUUUCCCUUUUUGCAAAUAUGCAGUGCAACACAAGUUUAGUUCCCCUUUAUUUGCAUGCAGUUCUGCCACAAAGCAACACCUCUUGCUCUCUGCAGCACAUUUCAGUUUCCAUUGGUUAAAACAUAUUUAAAGGCACUGUGAGGAGUGUGAUUUGGUGAUUUUCUGCAAAUAAAAAAAAACCCUGAGUUGACAUUCAGCACCUGGGCCCUAAGAACUGGUGAAGCAUGACUCUUGUCAAAAGAACAAAUUAGCCAUAAACAUGACCUAAUGCUGAGCUUUCCAGCCUUUCUGUCCAAGAGUCCUCUUUCUUGUAUUGUAGAAAAGCAUACUUCUUAAGGCCCUUAGAGAACAAGUGGUGAAUUAUUGUCCAAAUAUACCUCAGUUUAAAUGUUCUCACCAAACAUUUCUGAGUUCCUCACUCAGAUUUCAGCAGGUAGAACUAUCAAAAACAACAAGCAAGUGCAUAAUAAGAAUUUUAUUGAGAAUGUGUUAAUUUCAUUUUAACAACCCCAGAGCAGACAGAGUCUGGUACUUCCCUCAGAUCUUUGGAGCCCUUCUGGCCUUCCAUGUUUGAUACCAGCGAUCGAGUGACCUGUGUCUACAUUGUAGUGGCCUACUCAGUUUUGUGCACUACAAACAUGCACUCUGGAGGGUCUGCAUCGCCAUACAAUACUCAAUACCCAAAAACAAGUUGGCAGUGUGAUUUCUAAUCAUGUUUCCAGUUCACAGUUACUGUUAUGUUUGCUACUGGUUUGUGCACAAUAAACCACAGUGACCAAAACCAAACAUAUUAUGUUGGACUUGAGGUUGAUGAAUGUCAUGCAGCAGUCGAUCACAUGGCAAUUAUCACAAAUACAGAAAAAAAGAAGACUUCGAAGGAAAUAAGUUGAUACCCAAUCACAAGGCUUGUGGUCUGUGUUUUGAGUUAUAUUUUUGUAGAGAUGCAUGUCAGGCUACCUACAUAUGGGGUAUGAUGUGACAUAUCCCAAUGAAGCAGGGUUUAUAGGGUUAAGUUGUGGUUAACGUACAGUUCAUAAUUUUGCAUUGCCAUGAUUUGAUAUGCCAUCUCUCUCAAUUCUGCAAAAUGGUGUUUCUAGGAAACAACAGUAGUGUUAAAAGACAAUUUUAUUCAUGUGCUUCAACAACAACUCCACACUUUGAUGAGAUCCACAUCUACGUAUAUGACAGUGAGUCAUGGUGCUCAUGGGGAAUGCAGUCUCCAUCUUGGAAAAAACACUCCUGGUUUAAUCUAACUCAAUUUUUUGGCCUAACUCAGAUCUAUAUGAUAUGAAAACUCCUUGCAGUGCCUUUAAAGUGCUUCCAAUAAAAGCCUGUUUUCUCUGCCUGUAACCCCAGUGUAGCAUGCAACAUGUCAGUGACAGAAAUUUGCAUGUUAUUAUUCCAAACAGAUACCAGAACUGUGUGUACACAUACAGAAUCCUGCCCAAUGAAGACAAGAAGCUCUCUGUCCAGGUGGGUUAAUAGUUUGCCAAAGUUUUGAUUCUAAGCUGUAGUACUUGUCAGGGUAGAAAUUUAAGUAUUUACGUCAUAUGUGCAAAUAAAUUGCUACCUAUUUCUUACAUAGAGUUAAAUAGUGCUAAUAGCUGUUUUUAAGGAAGUCUUUCCUCUAAUGCACCUUAUGAUGUGCUGCAUAUUUGGACAUGUUAGUGGUACUGUCAGUUUGUUGUUAAUUAACUGGCUGAGAAGGAAGUCCAACACUUUGGUCCAGACUAAAAAAAUCCUCCUCAGUAACUUUUACAAGAACUGUUAUGUGGAAUGAUGGUUAUCCCACUGAGCAAAUUUUAGACAAGAAGUCUAAUAGACGUCUAAAUGUAGCCUAGACGACUGGUCUAAAAUCAGGCUACCACAGGACUAAAAAUGAACGUUUUUUUAGACAUCUAAAUUUAGACCAAGUCUGACCAAUCUAAAUCUGGGCUAUAUCUUUACUACACUGUAUAUUGCUCAACAGCUAUCAUAACUAUUUCGGUUAAGUACUUGGAGAUCAGUGAAAUAAAUAGUUAUCGGAUAAUGGGUUAAAGUGCUAUGUCUAAAUUCUAUCUAAAAAUAUACAGAAUCAAGAUGGUUGAAAUUAGGUCUGAAAAAACAAAACAAAAAAUAGACGUCUAAUAGCCGUCCAUUGCUCAGAAGGAUACAAGCAACAUUUAACUGCAGGGCUCUUGAAAAACUAGGCAAACCUGCCCACUUACUUCAAAACUUCAGUCGUCACAACGUUUUGAUGCAGUGGUCCUUGCUAAAAGUAUCUGCAAAUGAAACUCUUCUAAUUCCCAGACUUCUGAAAGAAAAGUAUGGAUCCAUAUAUUCUUACUUUAAACAUCAUGGCUUCAUUAUCCCCACUGAUUUCGUAUUGCAAUCUUUAAACCUCUACACAAAAAUCACCCCUAUAUCAAAUCUCCAAGACCCCUAUCAGGAUUAUAAUUUGCACAAGUACUUCAUCAGGUGAUUGUUUGCAAUGUUUGCAAUAAACUGAAGAUGACCAUUGUGUCCAAAAAUUCUGAUUAUUGGCAUUUUGUUGCAUUAAGAGAACACACAAAGUUUUAGUUUAGUAUCAUUAUCAAAUCUAAAUUUGAUUUUACUGCAGUGUAUUAGACUCUGGGUUGACAUCUUUGGUUCAACUAUUAAAUGGCUCAAGUCUUAUGACACUAGGAGGUCUUUUAGUGUUGCUACUGGAAACUCACAGUCAUCCUGUAUUACUUAGCCCUGCGGGGUACCUCAGGGGUUGGUUCUGGUGCCACUCCUGUUUUCUAAUUAUAUUGGGAUAUGUGGGCUGUUGACACAGAAUUGGCAAGGAGGUUGAUCAACACCAUCACCUGAUGAUGAACACUGUUUCACAAUAUUAUAUUUAUUGGAUUUUAUAACAUUGAAGGUACAAUUUUUAGUUAAAUUCCAUAAACAAUCUUAAUUAAUAAUCUUAAUUUAUCUUAAUGUAAAUCUUAAUUUCUUUUAUUUAGAUUGAACUGAAGUAAUUUUACAAAAAGCCUCAGUAAUCCUUUGUGUGUUGCACGAUCAAGGUUACUUUUGCACCAAACUUGACGUAUACCUGCUUAGCAUCAAUAUAUUAGACGUCAAUAUUGUUGGUGUUGUGUACAUAUUAUCAUUCUGGUAUUGACUCCUUUAUCUAGUUGAAUAUUUUAAAUGAGACCACUGGGUUUGUAGAAAUACGUAUAUCAUUUUUUGCACGAUGAUUCAGUCAUUUAGUUGGACAUUAGAAAAGAUUAGUAUCAGCUUGAUCAGCAUUUAUUGUCUGCAACUGAUGAGCCAGCACACAUCAGCACAAUCUGACUUACAAAUUGAACUUUUAAGAUUCUAUAGACUCCAUCAGAAUGUUACAUAGAUGCCCGUUAAAUGUCACACAAGAUAUUGCAAAAUACUACAUAAAAAUGCUUGGCAAAACCUAAAUGCAGCUUUUCUGAUUGUAGACUUUCUUUUACUCAUUGCAACUCUACCAGGGCUUUUCUGAAUCUAUGCCUCAAUGAGUUUUGCAUUAGAUUAAACUAAUGGUUAAGCAAAGCUGGUAGCUCAGUGUCACUUUAGCCUUACUUAAAAGGUCAUUUGAGACUGCUUGAUAGUGACUAUGAACUGAAAAAAAUGAGGUCAACCUUUGGCUGAAGGAGAAUCUGUGAGCAAUGUAGUCAUUUGUAGGGGGCAAUGGCCAAAAGAAUGAUUCUAUUCUGCACAUUAGGUGAGGCUUUGUGUAUGUAUGUUGUCACUGUUGGCAAAAUUCAAAGUUAUAACUUGUGUGGAAAAAUUCCUCAUGCACAUGGAGGAACUGAUACUGCACAGUAUUGUUGGGUUUAAUAGGAAAAUGAAACUUUCAGUCUACAAAUAUUACAAAUUUACAUGUAAUUUCACCGACUGAGAGGGCAUUUAUUUUUGGUUAGUAAGUUACUCAUGUUGUUUUUUUUUAUUUGAGUAUUAGUUGUAUUUCUGAGCAGUUUUCCCAAGAAUGGAAGAACUCAAGGUAUUCACUAUUAAAGCUUCUGUACGGAAUUUCUUUAGCAGGUUACAAAACAGGCUGAACUUAAUUUUGAGGGUUGAAGAACUACAAAAGUAAACUAGACCGUUAGUCACAUGAUUGGCUGUUGCUAUGCACUUAUUUUUGAUAUCUGAAACCACUGCAGCAGGGGAGGUGUCAAAGUGAGAAACUGCAGGCAGCCAAGAUAGCCUUUGUUUUCAAUUUUGCACAACAAAGAUCUUCUACAAGUCAUACCUUUUGUUGUUCAAAGAAAGACACAACAGGAUUAGAUUCCUCUGUUAAGUCCAUCACUUAGAUAUAUAGAAGAUGAAAUCAGCUAAAAGACAUGAGAUACUGCUUUGUCAGAAGUGGAGGCCCAAAACUGACACGGACUGAAAGUUUUUAGUAUAAUGUCACGGGUCUGUUAGAGAAAUGCACCAGGGCUGAGGCUCGAAGGACAUAGGUUUAAGUACAUGUGAUAAAUGAAAACAACCUUACAAGGUUUGGAUUGAGCCCCUGAAGUGCACCAUGCUUCGCCACCCCCUAGAAUAGUCUGUGCUCCAGUUUGACCACCCGUGUCAAAAAAAGUCUGGCUCUACUCCAGCAACUCGUACAAAAUUUUAGACUUAGAGGCAAAGCUGCUGUUUUCUGUUUGAGCCUUUGUAAACUAAGAUCCAGAAAUAAGAACUUUUUGUUAGAGCAUCUUUUUCUGCAGUCUGUGAGUUGACAUGUUUGAGAUAAAGCUCUACUGGAGUGAUAAAAAUGAAAGAACUUAACUGUAAUGACCCGGUGUUGUGAGUACAAUGACCGCAGUGAGAAAACUUACAAAGAAGUGAAGGAAAUGAUGACAUGAAUGUAGUUGUAGUCUGCGGAAAGAAGCCACAGACAGUGGAAGUAGACAUAUCUGGCAUCAUAUAGGAAGUAAAAGUUAAAAUAGUGUCACAUGAUUUUGUAACAGAGAAAAGAAAGCUCUUCUAGACUGCAGCCUAGUUUGACAUUUUAACUCUGCAGAGGUCAAAGAGAGAAAUGUUUCUGCUCUGAUCUGAUUUUCAGGCAUCUGAGGGAGUUCCUAUCAGGUUCUUCUCCAUGCUGCCUGAGCUGGUGGAGGCUUAUUACAGUCCCAACAUGGGUCUAGUCACACACCUGCAGUACCCUGUCCCGAGGGAGGAGGACGGGGAGGAGGAGCCAGGUCAAAUAACUCUCAUCUAUUCGAAAAGUAGCUUUAAAAGAGUGAUAGCCUCUAGUCCACAUUUUUUAAAAUCCUUAAUGUCCGAUGUGUUUUUGUCCUACAGAGUCAAACAAUCUUCCCCCACAGCUUCCACCCAGGAACUUCACAGCCAACGAUUUAAAAGACACUGACCUCAAGCCUUCAGAGCAGGCCUGCAAGUCCUUAUCAGAAACCUACCUGACGAGACUGCAGCACAUGGACCUGUCCUCGUAUGCUCACUUUCACAUCAUCUUUCACGAUAAAGCACAAGAGUUUCACAAUCUAUGCAACACAUUGCUUUGUGUAUUUCAUUUGUUAAGUGCUGUGUUUCUGGUAUCUGCCUUUGUUGGACAGGGCAGAUAAAGAUAGACGGUAAAUAUGAGGAAGAAGAGGUUGUAUGGACAGAAACAGAAAGGUCAAAGACCAAAGUCACAGUCAGAGAGCAUGCAGAUGAGACAGAGACUCUCUACAUGGGAAGUUCAUAUAGCAAACUUAGCCACCACACUGCAAAUUAACAAAAUACUGGAUGGGAAGAUUAGUGCCAUAUUAAGAUUAAUGAAAUAAUAAACAUUUUGAUUACAAUGUCAGUAUAUUGUGGGAAUAUAGUCAUUAUAGUAAAAAGUUCUAAAUGAGAAUAAAGCUAAAGUAGAAGACAAAAAGUUUUAAUUAACAGGAAAAAAAUAAAUUCAUAAUACAUUCAUAAAAUAACAAGAUUUAAGUCUUAGAGUUAUGAGAAUAAUGUCACUUGAUAUUUAUGUAUUCAGAAAGGAACAGUGCAUAUUAAUGAACAUACGAAUGAUAAUACAAAUGUAAAUAUGCCAGCGUUAGCAAAGUUCCUAAUUUACACCCGUAGUCCCCUGGCAGGCAAUAAAGACACAUAUGAAAAAGACAAUACAUUAAUAUAUACAAUGUGCACAUACGUUAUGACAGGGUCAAUGUAAAUUUUGUUGAGCACAAUGCAGUAUUUAAAGUGCGUGUUUUUAUGUAAGGAGAAAAUUUCCACACAUGUGCAAACUGCAAACACAAGUCAGUCACCUCAAGAUAUUUAAAAGGGGGAUAGUAUGACCAUAAUAGCAGAUGUAGAUAUAUAUAUAUAUAUAUACAUUUUAAAUGGAAGAGGAAAGACAUCCUACCUGACUCUGUCCACUCCUGCUGUCUGGAGUAGACAGAGACAGUAUGAGACAUGGACAUGUGUAUGCCCCCACAUGCCUACAACAGUAAUAUUAUACAUACAAACCAAAUUUGUAUUUAUUUAUAAUCUAUUUAUAAUUCAACUUCCCCUCAGGGAUAAAUAAACUUAUCUUAUCAAAUUAUCACAAGUGCACAAAACAGCAUUAAAAUACAAAGCAGACUGGUGCAAUGUACACAAUGAACACAAUGAAAAUAAGUCAUAUAUAUAUAUAUAUAUAUAUAUAUAUAUAUAUAUAUAUAUAUAUAUAUAUAUAUAUAUAUAUAUAUAUAUAUAUAUAAUGUGCAGGUAAAAUUACUUUCAGGGGGGAAAGACAGCUGCACAAAAAUGAGGAACCUGGAUCAUUUUGUAAAGUUAAACUCAACAGCUGAGGACAAAUAGCAGCUGCAGACGCGUGCACAGGCUGCAUGUUAGUCUGCUUUCUGCAGAAUUGACUCAGUUUCCUCCUCAAUUUAUUUAGAAUCCUGAUACUUACGACAAUGUGGUGCUGAUAGAUUUAUUAUUCAUUACUGAAACCAAUGCAAAAAUAUAACCUUACAAGGGUCAUCAAGUUUCUCAUUUUAGUGCAGACAGUAGGCAGCUGAUUGUUAAAUAACAAGUUGAGUCAUAUUUAUUUAUAGAGCAUAUUUAGGACCAACUCAAGUUUACCAAAGUACUGAAUAACCAAGGAGACAAUAAAUUUGAUCCCAGCAAAAAGACCACACACUUACAGUAUAAUAUACUGUACAGAAGAAAUCUCAAAAUAUGAGAAUACCAGUAUUACAAUAAAGACCUGCUGAACAAUAUAAGAAAAUUAAUAUAUAAAAGAGACACUGAAUUUAUAGGCCACCGAGAAGAGAUAUUUAGGAGAGCUGUUAGCCGUGCAGUCUAAACAACCUAGGCACAAAGACUUAAGUCUUCACCACAGCAGCCACUGGUUCAAUUCCUGGUAACCCCCCUUUGCAGCAUGAUCAGCCCCCACUCUACUCCCCACAUACCUCAGUUAUCUAAUAAAGGCAUAAAAGCCUUAACCUAUAAGUUUUUAAAAGAGAGGUGGGUCUUCAGCAGUAACUCAAAAAUAUCAGGGGACUCUGUAAGUCUUACAUGGAUAGGUGGACUGUUGUAUAAUCUAGGUGCAGCAGCUGCAAAAGCUCUAUCCUCUCUGUUUUUGAGUCUCAGUCUUGGGAUUUUUAAAGCGACUGGGUCAUUGAUCUCAGAGGUCUAACAAGAGUGUGACAGAGCAGGAGGCCAGCCAGAUGAGAGAAAAAAAACAGACAUUUCUCCAUUAAACUGAUGAAACUAUUAACUGAAUUGUGUACAUUAAAAGCAAGUCAUUGUUUCAAUAAGCAACCAAAUUUGGCAACACAGCCAAACACCAUGAAACAAGUCAGCAUUAAUACGUGAUUCAGCUGGUAUUCAAAGCAUAAUUUGCAGCAGUCCAGAGUCCUCAUUCACAGACUUUUCAAUAAAUAGAUGAAUUCCUGUAUCGCACUGUAAAAUCACAGACAGAAAUAUAUUUAUAAGCCAAGAAAGUAUGACCGUGUUUUAGGCUGUCAAUUAAACACUGGAAAAGAAAAAUCUGACUAAUGUAACAUUCUAAUACACUACCAAAUUUCACUUAGCAACCCAAGUUUAUAACAUAUUUAACUUUGCAACACAGCACCACUGUACUCAAAACAAAUACUGCAACUCUAGUCUUUCGUGCGCUUGCAUAUUUUAUCUUCCAAAGUUCAAUGAUGGAGUAUCAAGCUGUGAGGGCUACCUAUCACAGGUAUACGACAUGACAACAGCAGUAUUAAAUGUGUACAGUGCAAUCAUUCCUAUGAUACUGCACAGUGUAUUCUCGGAGUGAUGACUUAAACUAAUAUGUGCUAAGAGGAAAACAGUGUUUACAAUUCUCCUGUACUGUGUAUUUGCAGAAUGCCAGAAGAGCACCAGAUAGCCAUCCAAGAAUACUUCAGGACCUCAAUCUGCUCUGAUGCUGAACAAGUACAGAGCGGUUACCCGACCCUACCUGGGCUUAAGAAGCUAACAAUGACAAUCUGCAAGAGCUUAAACAGGUACAGCUCCAGUAAUCAAGAAAACUGCAGAAACUCUUAGCAACUGUUUCACUCUCUUAUUUUAAGUAAAAAUGUCUCAUUAGGAAUCAUCUAAGCCAUAUUUUAAAAAAAAGAAAUAGUCAAAAAAGUGCUUUUUUAUACUAGAAAUAAGACCUGUAAGAACCUUGUAAUGAGUAAGACAGACAUUUUCUCAGAUCUGAUUUUUGCUGCAUAAUAUCGUGAAAUAGGCCUUCUCACGAUUUGUCAGGUGUAUGUGGCUUAACUUAAACCUCUGCUAAGAUUUCAGCUUUUGCAGCAAAAAAAAUAAAUAAAUAUAUAUAUAUAAAUGAGAUAGUUAAGUCCAGAUUUGAUGACACAUUUCCCUUCACUGAGACAGUGAAAUUACCCGCAUCCUGCCAGCUCUGGAGGCCUUCCACAGGGCGUUGGACCAACAGCUCUCCCCUGGGAUCGGGCAUUUUCCAAAACAGGUGGGUGUCAAACUUGAUCAAUCAUCCAUCAUCCCUAAAAAGUCACAAUCAUAAUAUAUUAUUUCUUUAUUUCUAGAUGUCUGCUGAUUCAGGUCAGUUUGUAUCCUUCAGACUUGAGCAACUGACAAAACUGCUCUACUCAAUAGAAGAUAAGGUGAGGUACCAUAAUGUUAUUUGACCAAUUAGAAACGUCUUGAAUCAGCAUACCAACAAAUUAUAGUGGUGACUAAUAACAAAGAAAUUCCCAUUUUUUUUAUUCAGGCUAAAAGUUCCAUUUUUGAGUCGGUUGGAUUCGAUGCAGGACACAGGAAAUCUCUAAUUCCACCUGUUACAUUUGAGGUACUCUAACUUGUUUAUUCUUUCAAGCUGCUAGAAAAUGAAAUGAUUUAAGUUGUCCGGAGGUUAUCUGAGCAGUUUCCCAAUUCACUGGCAGGUCAAGCAAGAUUCACUGGGUAUUUCCACAAAGAUGUUCCUGAAAGUGGAUGUUGAAAGUGGGAAGCUGUACUUCAAGAAGUCCAAAGACGGGCCUGAAGACAAAUACUUUGUGCACAACAAAAGUAUGAAAUCCUGCCACUCUGUCAAACUUUUUUCCUUGUUUGUUUUGGUCAGGCUAAAUGUGUCACUCCAGUGAUGGUCCGAUGUGUGUAACUCUGCCUUAAUAGGAAUUUUAAAAGAUUUUAAAUAGAGAGAGGGAAGAUUUUUUUCAAUAAGCUCUGUGAGAAAAAAAAAAAAAAAGGAAAUCAAGAAACAAGUCAACAGUUUCUAUGCUGCAAUGUCAUACUUCUCAGUGCUUUUAUGACACACUAGGGUGAUGAUAAUUGUCGAGUUAAAUUUCCCCUUUUUCCAGCAUCAUUGCCUGCCCGAACUCGCUCAAGGCCUGGAGAUCAACAGAGGACACUGUGGACAACUCAGCUUGCUUUGAUUUCCUUUGACUGUAGAUGGUAACCAAUAGCAGAAGCAGGUUGAUAACCUCAAAGGAAAUAAACGAAUUGAGGCUGUUAUUAAGUAGGCACAAAUAAAUUAACUCAUCAGUACUAAUUUCAAAAAAGGGUUAUGAAAUGUAAGAAUUAAACACAUUAAAUGCAUGGGUAAACUAUCAUUUUUUUAUGUUUUAAAACAUUCCAAUUCAUUCCAAAAUCAAUUUGGCUUUUAAACAGUUUUAAAUUAUUUCAAAUUAUGCUAAAUGCUUAAUAUUAAAUUCAUUUGAACUCAAACUUAAUAUUUAAUGUUAGGGUCGAUUUAAAUCAAAUCUAUCACUCUAUGACGGCUUGCAUAAAUUUAAACAACAAAGGAAACAACUAUAUUAGUUUUAACAUUAUAUUUUAAGUGCACAGGGCUUAGAUUGCAAUAAACUCAAAUAUUUCAACCUCUUAAUCACUAAAUUUGAUUUGAUUUUUGAUUUGAAUAUAGAUUUUCUCACCACUGGCGUCUCUGAGGUCUCCUGCAGCGAUGCCACCAAACACUCUCUCUGUAACAAAGGAUGCUUUUAAUGGAUGCACAUGAAACAGAGGGGAAGUGUGUUUCUAGGCUUUGUUCUUCCAUCUACUCAUGUGAAAGGGCAGAGAAGAGAGUUCACAGAAUAAAGCUGUACCUCCAAAUGAACCUCAAUGCACAUUUUAAAAAAAUCGUUUUCACCUACAUGGUCCUGAGUUGAUUUUUGUUGCAUUCUUUCUGACUUUUUUUGUUGGUCUGUUUUUUUUUUUUUUUUUUACUUAACCUUUUAUUUCUGGCUUGUCUUGCUCAAGGUCAAAAUACCCAAACUUGAUGAUUUCAAACAAGACAGGUCCUGUUGAACUGAGUUAUCCAUUGGAAAAUACAGCAUUGUAAUGAACCAUUUUGUUUUUUUCAGUACUGCAGUUGGUGAAAUCUCAGGAAAAGCAUGCCAAACUUAUCAUCGCAGUGGAGACAGAGAAAGAGAAGAUUCUGCGUAAGGAGUUCUUGUUUGAAAACACAAAGGUAACAAACAUUGAAACGGCUUUUCCUCUGAGUUUGCUCAUAUUCUUGUCUUGUUUGAGUGUUGAGCUGGUAUUUAGCAUGUUUGAAGCUGCAUUUUUAAUAUGUCUCACUAGAAAAGGGAAGGAUUUUGCCAACUUCUUCAACAAAUGAAGAACAAACACUCUGAAAAGCCUGAGCCUGACAUGAUCACAGUGUUUAUAGGCACCUGGAACAUGGGUAACAUUUCAGCAUCAUACAUAUUUGAACUCAUUUACUAACAGCGGUGACAAUGAUGUGAUGCAAUUAACACUCCACCAUCAAUGUGCAGGUAAUGCUGGUCCUCCCCACAACAUCAACUCCUGGUUUCAUUGUAAGGGCCAAGGGAAGACACAAGACGACACAGCCGAUCACAUCCCCCAUGACUUUUAUGUCAUUGGGACUCAGGAGGAUCCACUGGGUGAGAGGGAGUGGUCAGAUAUAGUGAAAGGUGUCCUCAGGAACAUCACUAACAUCAGCUUUAAACAGGUGGGUGACUGGCAAAAAAAAUAAACAGCUAUUCUGUCCAGCAGAUAUGUAUUAUAUUAUCCUCUGAAAUCCAGGUGGCGAUCCACACUCUGUGGAACAUUCGGAUCAUGGUACUGGCUAAGCCUGAGCACGAAAACAGGAUCUCUCAUGUUUUUUCAGACAGUGUGAAGACGGGGAUUGCCAACACUCUGGGUAAGCUAUUUCAACUCUCCACAAACUGCUCAAUGAACUUUCAUCAACGUUAAACAAUUACUCUGUCUUGCUCACCCUGAGAUUUGUUUGGUAGGAAAUAAGGGAGCGGUGGGAGUGUCCUUCAUGUUCAACGGGACAUCAUUCGGUUUUGUCAACAGUCACCUCACUUCAGGAAGUGAAAAGAAGCUCAGGUGAGAAACAGAAAACACAUUUAGAGCCAAGGGUAAAAUUGUGCUUUGAGGAAACAAUUUUAUUUUUUCCCAAUUUGUCUGAUAAGAAUGAGCACAGACUCUUCAUUUUCCUCACACAUGUACAUCUUUUAAAUGGUAAGGACUGUAAACAUAAAGUACAUUUAAAAUACAGAAAAUGUUUCAAAGAUUGAAUCCUGCUGCUCUUGAACGUGUGGAAUACAGCCUCAGUUGCAUGAGCUAACCAUGGUUUUCAUCAGCUAGCUUGUGAGCAUUAGCUUGCUGGCUAAAGAGCAUUAGAAGGAGCUAUGUUAAGCGUUCCUGUUUAUGUGCUAUGGCUUAUUGCAAGGCAUAAUAUUUGACUAUGUUGCUUGCAAUGUACAGUAGCUCUGCAAAGGCAGUUGCUGAACAGCUUGUUGCUCUGAGUAUUUUUACAUUUUAACCUUUAGCCAAGCUAGCAAGUUAGCUAACAAAGACUUUUAGGCACUUUGCAACUACUUUCAAAUUAGAGGAAGAGUUUAAAGCACAUGUGAUCCAAAACUGACACUGCCAUUAUUUGCGUUUGCCCUGUGGCCUUUAUGAGGAUUUUGAUUUAGAGUCAGAUUUGGGGUGAUUCUGACAAAACGAUAGCUCCUAUCAGAAAAAAAAGCAGACUGUGGUCAUAUAAAGACUGCUGUAAAAUCGUUACAAUGUGCCUUGGGGCACAAUAUAGAUGCUAUUAUUGGUGCGAUAAUGUUUUUCUAUUGUAAACAAAUUUUUUGCAAUGAAAAGGUCCUUACACACCGGGACCGACACAAAUAUCCAAGGCGAAAUUACGAAAUAUUUGGAGGCGAAUUUUGACACGCCUGACUAUACACAUCAAGCCUGACACGAUUUUGCGACUUUCUUGGGGGGGGGGGGGGGGGGGUGCGUCCCAACAACACCAGACUGAGUGUUUUUCAGUUCUGAUUAGACACUAGUGUUGAGAUGGCUGUCUGUAAUGAUAGCAUGUACUGAGUCGGGGCCAGUACCAGAUAAACACAUUAAACUAUAAUCCAUGAACGUAAGGUAACAAACGAGAUCUAAUGGUGCUGUGACAGCAACGCUGUGAUUGAGUUUGAGACAGUGAAAAUACAUAUGGUAUGUUGUAUCUGAACCAUAGACUGUAUAUAAGAUGGACACCGUGGUUCCGCCUUCCGCCUGUAUACGCAUUUGAAGCCAAAAAGCUCUCGGUAAUUCCGGGUUUUUCUCCACUUCCUUGAAACCAGAGCUGCGCCGUAGCGAUGCGCGCAUUCGGCCGCGCAGUCGUCGAGAGUCCCUGUGAUGAUGCUUGGCUCAAACAGCGUAUCCCCCCGGGAGAGCUAUGCAAUCCCUGAACGCCCAUAGGCUGUACCAGGUGUCAAUCAUAGAAAACAUGAACCCCCUAAUAACUUUGAAUAACGGAGCUGUACAGAAAAAAAAGGACUUGGGCACAAACCAGUCUUACAAUAACUACAUGUCAACAUCACAAGCAGGGGGGAGAAAAAAUUAUGUUCUGUGUAAUAAAUUUCUAAAGUUUGUCCACAGACUUUGUCCAUUUUAUAUACAGUCUAUGAUCUGAACAAGUUAGCUUACGAACUACCAAGUGCUAAGUAAGCUACAAGUUACUUAGCACAGAUGAAAGUUAAAACAAAGACGUUUAGCAAACUGUUAAAGCACACAAAAUAUCCUUCAGGUCGUUAUCUUUGUAAUGUUUAUGUCUUUUAUCAAAAAGCACUCUGUUCUCCGACACGCAAACAAUCAGCCAGUCGGCCAUGUUGGAUAUACCAGUGAAUCUGACGUCAUAACAACACACAAUUUAAUUGGUCAGAAGUGGAGACACAGUAUGUAAAACUUUAGAAAAAUCGACAGGGAUCCGAAAAAAUAAAUGCUGCAAUACGGCAGGAUGGGAAAAUGUCGCUGAUGUGAACGCUUGUAUUGACAGGAUACGGGUUCGAAAAAGAAUAAAAACUUCCGAAAUAAUCGCACGAUAAAAACAGUCCCGCUGUGAAAGGAACUUAAGCCAUGAAAAACUGCGGGAAAUUUUGCAUUGAAGUCAAUGGGACAAGCCAGAGAAAAAAAGAGCAAUUAUUGGAGUUUUUCAAAUGUCUACUGCUCUGGUUCAGUGUUUUUUCUUUUGUACAAAUAAAUACUUGAAAAGGGGAAUGUUUGUUGUAGGUGUGCUCCUUCUGUGUAAUAUCACAAAGCUACUGGUAUUAAUUAUUUAAAAUCUCUGAAGAAUCGUAUCAUAAUGUCCACACCCUGGCAAUAGCCCCGUGGACCUUUCAAAAUUUCCAAGAGGGAUUGUCUAGGUUAUUUUACUGUGUUUGCAGACGUAACCAGAACUACAUCAACAUCCUUCGAUUCCUCAAUCUGGGAGACAAGAAACUGAAUCCUUUUGACAUCACUCAUCGUUUCACACACCUCUUCUGGUUGGGUGAUUUGAAUUACCGGGUUGACUUCCCAUCCACGGUAAGUUUCCAAAAAGCAGUUCAAUCCAUCAGAGUAAGAUAUAAACAAAAAUGAUAAAAAUUUAAUUUGUGUAAAAUACUUGCUGUUGAUUGAAAAAAAAAAAAUGUCAUAAAUAAACUUAGUAAUAGAAUUCAGAAAAACCUGAUCAGUUUCAGCAGCAUUUUGUGAGGUUGUUCUUGUCAUGACAUCGAGCUUUGAAGUUAGAGAUCUGACAGUGUAAGGUAUGAGUGGCACAUCAAAGGGCUGGUUUUCAGGUGCCUAAGCGCUUAUAGUUUCACACUUGCAGGCAGGAAAGUCACCUCUUUGCACUGUUUCCCUUCACAGGAAGCAGAGUACAUCGUGACAAAGAUCAAACAGCAGCAGUACCAGGAGCUGCUCAGCAGAGACCAGCUCAGUAUGGAGAGAAAUGAUGGGAAGGUCUUCUUACAUUUCGGUAAACCCUGAGGAGAUACAGAAAAAAAAAAAACCUGUUCAAGUUUGGAUGUUUCUGUUAUUCUAAAGCUGCAUCAUCACUUAACAAAAUACUCCAAAACUAAAAAAAAUAAAUCUGACAUGAUUAACUGUAAUUUUGAAUGUUUUGAUGUAGAUGAGGAGGAGAUCACGUUCGCUCCCACAUAUCGCUUCGAAAGAGACACACGUGAGAAGUACGCUUACACAAAGGCCAAAGCCACGGGGGUGAGCUCUAUUUUAGUCACCUGACUAUUCUCUCUGGUGUUUUUGGGCAUCUGCUUUAAAGCAGAAACAGUUAUAGCAACUGUAAGAUUCAACAGACAUAUCAUUUGAUAAAGAGCAUGCUUUAUGUUGACAGUCACAAUGUUCACUUGAGGACCUUUGUUACUCCAAGCUCUGUAUAUUAGAUCUCAGAAACACUGUUUUUCACCUCUAACAGAGAUCAUUUUACCUCUGUAGACAAAAUACAAUUUGCCCUCCUGGUGUGAUCGUGUCCUGAGGAAGUCGUACCCUCUUGUCCAUGUGGUCUGCCAAGCUUAUGGUGAGUCAAUCAUCAGAUACUGACUCACUACAUUCAUCACGCUAAACUCAACAUUUCCACAAAGGGUGAAGUAUAACAAAGUGAACAGGAACCAAUGAAUCAGUUUAAGUUUUUCUGCUUUGUCACUGAGAGUCUGAGGGCACAUUCAUACCAGGACUAUUUGGUUCAUUCUAAAAAGAUCAUGAUCCCCUUACUCCUUUAGUCCAGGUGGUAUGAACGCACAAGUGGACCGUGGUCUGGAUCAAACAUACGGACCAUGGUCCUGUUGAAAAUGCCAGACUCGGUCCCCUUCCACAUGAACCAUAGUCCGAUCCGUAGCGGGUGUGAACACAGCGCUGAUGCAGCUGGACUUUUUAUAUGUCAAUAUAAACCAAAAACACGUUUACACUGUAAUACAGCCGGGAAAUCAUGUCUGGUUGUACCAGACGGAGAACAGCCAGUUAAAACACCAGAUUGUGCAUAAAACUGGACGAAUGGCAGAGAGUUUGUGUUCUAAUACAAUAGUCAGGUGAUAUUAAAUACCUGGAUUUUCUUCUGUUCAACAAACACGCUGAUAAUGUGUUAUAGGCAUUCUUUUGCAUUGUAUCGGUGUCUCCUUGCACAACGUCUCCACCACCUCUGGUGAAUUGUGUGAAGCAAGAUGCCAGUUGUUCUCUCCAGUCGGCUACUUUUUGUGUGUUGUGGGACAAUGAAGAUUGUGCCCCAAAUGAGCAGGUGACAGACAGUGAUUUUCCCUUGUAAUUUUUCCUCUUUUUUAACCAUUUGGUUCGCUUAGCAAAAGUCCCAUGUGAACGCUAACCAGACCAAAUGCAAAAUGCAACAAUGUAAACACUUGGUCCUUGAACCCGACCUUCUUAGUGGACUUUGGGUGAGAAAGGCCCCUGAGACAUUUUUUAUUUUCCACAUCACUUCUUACAUUUGGUUCAGUCAAUGUUGACUUUCUUCGCCAUCUUUAGUUCUGCAAAUUGUGUUUUUCUCUUGACAUUUCUCCUCUGUUUCUAUCUUUUUUCUUGCUUUUACCGCCUAAACUAACCAGACCUCUUUUGGCGCACUAAUAUAACUGCAGUCAGUCUUCCAGAGUUGGUGUUAGAGCUGUAUGCAUAGCAACAUUAGACUUAUUAGAAUCAAAUGCUUUACUGUGAUGUGUAAUAACUAUACUGUAUGUAAAUAUUUGUAGGGUUGUCAAAAAUAAUCAGUUUUGUCAACCAUGAUUUGUUGCAGAAAUUAAGGAUUUAAUCAUGAUUAACAAUAUUUUAAUGGCAUUUUAAAAAACAAAAAAAUAUUUUUCAUUUUAAAACUCUUGUGAAACAGCUGGAAAUUCAUCCAAAAUAAGACAAGACCAUCAGCAACAAGAUUAAUGGUUUCCUGAAAUAGACAGUUUUUACAAAAUACAAUAAAAACUUCUGGGAAUAAUGUUGUGAUGUAUUUGGAAGACACAGCACACAGCAGUCUGAAGCAUAUAACACUGAACAACAAACAAAGUGACAUUUGUCAGGUUUUCACAGAAAUACUCCUCAGAAUUGACUCAUCAAGAUGAUGUUAUUUAUCUCAUGUUUUACCAGUGACAGUGACUUAGUAUUCCUGGCAGCUUUAUAGGGAAAUGUCUAAACACGCAAAGUCUACCACAAAUAAGUAAAUGAGUCAUUUCACAACAUAUGGCUCAAUAGUUUUGGCAGAAAACGAAAGCUCAGUAUGUUGAGUCAAGCAGCUUUAACAAGACAGCACAGGUCAAGAUGUCGAGGUCUGGACAAUUGGACCUGUCUUUGUUGAACGUAUCUCUCAUGAAUAGAAGGUAAUAUGAGAUGUAAUGUGAAUAUAUCCUUUAAAUUAUUUUUAUUAUUUCCAUAGACUCAUUAUGCAAACUCUUAAACCCUAGGGUGCACUAAUGACAUCAUGACAAGUGACCACUCUCCAGUUUUUGCCUCCUUUGAAGUUGGAGUGGCCUCUCAGUUUGUCUCCAAGCAAGGUAUGAUUUACACAUACAGAUUACUGGCUAUUACUUUACUAUAAUAAGUGUAUAAUAUUGUCAUUUACUCUGUCUUUUCAGAUCUUAACAGCACACCUAAUGGUGGAAUACAGAUCAUGAACUGUGUGGCCAUCUUGUUUACAAAGUCAAAGACCAAGUUCCUCAUUGAGUUUCACUCCAGCUGCUUAGAAAGUACACUUUUUCUCUUUGUUUGAGCACUCUAGCAUUGUUUUCAGCUUCAGCUUCAUGAUUAUUAAAAAAGAAAUCAAAUAUCUCACCUAAAUCUUGCAGAAACUGUGAAGACCUUAGAGGGAGAGAACAUGGAGCACAUUGAGGGGUCAAUCAAAGUUUGGUUUGGAAACCAGGUUCAGGUAGAGUUUGGAAGGACUCUUAUUUUGAAGGGUAGCAAUUUGUGGCAGGCAAUCAUCCUUUGUUUUGAUCUUUUCUAGCUCACACCAAUCAUCUCUGACCCUGAGUAUCUUUUGGACCAGCACAUCCUGAUCUGUGUGAAGUCAACAGACAGUGAUGAGUCAUAUGGUAAUGAACCUGUAAACACGUGAUUCAGAUGGACUAAAUGGAGAAGUACUCAAAGUUUGCUGAUCUUUUCUUCCCAUCAGGAGAGGGCUGUAUAGCACUGAGAGCUGCUCAGUCCUGCUACACAGAGUUUCAUAUCACCCUGACUCAUCACGGAGAGAAGACGGGGACUUUGACGGGCGGCAUCCAGCUACACACCUCUGAGGGCAAACUCACUGAGAAGUUAUACGGUGAGCCUAGGAAGAAAAACCUGAAGCUAGGCCUCAUUAUGAAGAGUGUUACCCACAACUAAUUAAUGCUAACUAAUGCAGUAAAUAACAGUGGUACCUGGUAGAGGGUAAAAAGCUCUUUCUCCUCACCACGCAUGUCAUAUGACUGAAGACUUGACCCUGUACCGGUUGCUUUGUUUUCUUUAGUUUGAUUGAUGUCUCUUUCACUCAGCUACUUGUCUCUUCAAACAUCCCCCUCCCAUUUCCAUCUUCUUGUCUUCAUUCUGAACCACUGACCGCAAAUCUUAAAGUUUUCUGCUCCAAAUUAACAGUCACAUGAAAAGUAGCCUUAGUAUUGUUCACAGAUGCUCAAGGAAACUAAUGUUUUUUGCCAUAUUGUCAACAGGAGAAGUGAAUUCAUAUUCUUUAUAAAUGAGCUGGACUCCAUUUCACAGAUUGAUUUGACAUGACAAGUAUGAUCAGUUUAUUCCAGGCGUCACUUGUGCCAGUCAGAAUUGAUCACCAUUAUAUUGGAGUUUUGACCAAUCAGAAUUAAGUAUUAAACACAGCUGGUGUUAAGUAAGCAAAUUAGAUCAUGAAGUUAUAAGAAAGGAAUCAAGCAAAACAGAAAUCCUGACCCAAACUAUAUUUUAUACUGAGCCUUCUCUGUGUUUGUACCCGCCUCAAAGUUAGUAAAUGUUGUCAUGAGACUCUGCAGUGGUCAACUCCUUUUGGAGGCAGCCCCAAGUGGCCAUUUUGAGAAGUGCAGUAUGUUGCACCUCUGUAUUUGUGUCAUUUUCCAGACCUUAAUGUUGUCACUUUGUUUCACCUGCAUUUUGGAGAGCUAACUCCUGUGUUUCCUCUGCUUUUAGAUUUCAUCAAAGUUGAAAAGGAUGACACCCCAAAAGGCAAAGGCGGUGACUCAAACAAGUGAGAUCUUUUCUUUAUGUCACACCAAAUGAUCUCAAAUAUACCUUCUGCUUCAUCAUUUUCCAUUUCUUUUUUACAGGUCUUCAGUCACCCAGGCACAUGAUAUUUCUAACCCCAAUUACAUGGGAGUGUCCUUCCAAAGGGGUAAUGUAAUCGACAAAGGUUGGAGCUACAGCAUGCCCCCCAAAAAUACCGCUGGUCAAGGGAGUAAAGAUCUGAAGAAGGGGGAUGUGGGCUCACGCAGUCCAACAACAAAAUCUUUAAAUCCUAUGUAAGGGAAAAUUUUAUGAGGCAACAUUUGUGAACUAUCUCAGGAAAAAAUACUGUUCAUACCUGUCAUAGAACCUGAACCACACCUGAGUGACUGAUCUAUGUUUUUUUUAGGGGUGAGGGGGAGCAGCCGUCAGAGAUGUUUGACAAUCCGUUAUAUGGUGCAAUGGGAAAAUCACACCAUCGAGGGAAAGACCAAGACCACCAGCUGAAAGACCAACUCCUACCUCCUGAUAUGUUCUGCACGAGCUCCAAACAAGCAGAUGCUGACCCUGAUCGCCCCCCUGUGCCCACCCCCCGCAUUCGCUCCUUCACCUGUUCUGAGACCAAACCUCAGCUGCCGACCCCACUCACCUUGCAAGUGCACAAGAAACCAGUGGUGCCUUCACGCUCAGAGGGUGGGAUGGGAGCAAACCGACCUCCUUUACCUUCCAAGUCUCGACCAGGUGUGCCAGAGCCCCAGAUCACAAAACCCAGAGACUACAGAGAGAGCUCUGAACUCCCCAGCAAACACAGACCGCCAGCAAGACCAGCCCAGCCGCAGCCUCCCAAAGACAGUAAGAGAAAAUCUGUCCCUCUGAUGGCAAGAUUCAUAAAAUAUCCCCACAAAUGUUGUUGGUAUAAUGAUGAAAAUGUUGUCUGCUUUCAGUGUACGCUGAAGUUCCCAAGAUGGGCCGUUCUGUGAAGUGAAUCCAGGCUGUAGCACACUCUACAGCUUCCUGCUUUGCUUUUAUGGAAACAUAUAAUACACAACGGAGUGAGCUUUAGCCAGUCACAAUCGUCCUCAUACGUACCACAUGCAAGUCAAAAUACAUGAGUAAAAACUGAACUAUCCUACAUGUGGUAAAAAUUUGCUUCUGCAGUGGUUGAUUUGUCACAAACUUAGAGAAGAAGAGAGAUACCAUGGUCAUAUCUGUACGCUACAUGAAGCCACAGCUUGCUGGUUUAGCUUAGCUAACAGAUGGAAAACAGGGGAAAUUUUCCUUAAUGUGCAAGUAAGUCAACAACCUGGACCUCUGAGAAAAAAAAAAAACCUUUGGGACCAAUCAAACAGCUUCUUUUUCUAAUGUAAGAGACAAGCUUUUCCAACCCUCCCGAAACGCUAAAGCUUCACUUAUCUAAAAAACAAUGAUCUUCAUUCAACAUAGGGCUGUCGCAAUAUCUGUAUCGAUUAAAACUGUCAUUUUGAAAAGAUAAUGCUGAUAUUCUUCUAAAAAUAAGCAUAUGGGAACAACUGGUACAAAGUAGAAGAUCAUUUAAUUUUGAGUGGUUUUAUUGUGAAUCCAAAAACUAUUUAAGAGCUUGUGCCUCUUCAAGGGGUGCCAGGACAUGUGAUCUUACCAUGCUUUUAGACCAUUUCUUACAGUUCUGCAACUUAAAAUCUUCAAAUAAUGGUAUGAACUUAAUUUCAGGAUAAAAGUAUAUUUUGACAGUGCAGGAACUAUAAAAACUUUAGUGCAAGACAGCAAAGAUGUCAAAAUAAUAAUAAUCUAAUAAGGCAAUCCUCUCUAUUUAUUGAUAAAGUUUAGGAAUUUUAUGUGUCACUCCACCCUUGACUUUCCUUCCUUUAUUUGACAGAGUUUGUUGUUUUGUUUCCAACAUUUUUUAAAUAUAAAAAUGAAGAAAAAAACUUUGUUUUUAUCGGAAACUUUGAAAUUCAAAGAUGUUUUUUUGGCCACUGUAACGGUGGGGUGAAACUGUGAUUGCAUGACAGUAAAUUUAAAUUAAUAUUCAAUUUGAAGUCUUCUCUCACAGUAAAUUGAAAACAUCAGUGUCAUCCUGUAGGUCCUUUUAACAGAUUCAGAAAAUAACAGAAGUACUUCUAGGAGGUAUGUUGGCAUUUUCUCCUCACUCAACCUGUCCUGUAACACUGCCAAAGUCCUCGCCAUCUUUGGUUACUCUGUGUCUGUUUUCUUCAGUUUGGUUUAUGUCUUUUUCACUGUACUUGUGUGCUUAAAACUUCCAUCAAUAGGUUUUGAACAUUCUUGUCCUCUUUUCUCUUUUUCCUCUUCCUUGUCUUCUAACAUGUUUCUUUGGUGACUGGCCGCAGACCACAAAUACGAAGUUUUGUGACAGCCAUAAUCUAACUCAUGAAAAUACAGAGAAAAUGAAACUGGAAUAGAUUUAUAUUCAUUUGUUUUAGUUUUCUCAUGUCCGUUUGGAAUAUCAUUACUGACUUAAAUAAUGAACUUAUUACUUAUUACAUUUGCAUCACAUUUCAAAUGCCAAAGCUCUCUAUCCAUAGAUCCACAAUAGAUAUAGAAGUAGGUUCAAGUGAUUUAAAGUCUUGUAUGUAUGUAGUAGAAGUAAAGCCACAAAUAAAAACUGUAAAAAAUGAAAUUAACAAAAGGAAAUAAAAGAGUAUCUCUUGUGGCCAUCUUUCAGCCUACCUGUGAGUAACUUUGCUUUCCAAUUUCCUAGAAUAUUUCCAUGUUUUUUUACUGACCUGUACCUACCUGCUUUUCCUGCCAUGUCCAGGAAGCUGUUCGUCUUUUAAACUAAUGAAUGCUGAAUUCACAGUGACGAUGCUGUUAUAAUAAUGUGUUCUGACAGUCCCUAUUUUUCUUUGAAAUAUCCAUGUCAAUGUGCCCCUGAAAUUUCAGCCUGCUCCUGGAGUUUUGAAGGUGAUAUGUAGCUUAAUGUAUCAUGGACUGACAUGACCAUGUUAAUUGAUAUCCUCCUCUAUUUUCCAGUCAAGAAAAAAAAAGUACAGUUGUGUCAGUUUUCGUGCCUAAUCUUUUUUUUUUUUAAAUACAACAUACAUCUUUGGACUGAAUUUUUGUUAAGCCUGCACUUAACAUGUCAGGCAAACAAUUUUACAUAAAUAUAUGAUUCUGUUACAUUUCCUGUAGAUUUAAACACUUCAAAGAAGCUCAUGAAUGUGUACCGCACAGUGUUAUCUCCCGUACAUAUGUCUGCCCUCAAGAUGUAGAAUAAAUGCUGAAAUUAAGAACUACA